Exaiptasia diaphana is the source of this 3470-nucleotide messenger RNA. RefSeq lists its product as uncharacterized. Bases 598 to 3270 code for a protein of 890 amino acids. The transcript has a single exon. NCBI's taxonomy places the organism in Eukaryota, Metazoa, Cnidaria, Anthozoa, Actiniaria, Aiptasiidae. The record is from RefSeq and is a predicted model, not a curated record.
CUACAUGAUCUAGGAAUAGGCAUUUCUUAUGACAGAGUUCUUGCGAUAUCUACGUAUCUGGGAAAUGAGGUCUGUCGACGCUACACUGAAGAGGAUGCAGUUUGCCCUUUCAACCUUCGGUUCCAAUUAUUCACGACGUCAGCUGUUGAUAACAUUGAUCACAAUCCGAGUUCAACGACAGCCCGUGACUCUUUCCAUGGAACAGGGAUUUCUCUAUUUCAGCAUCCAAGCGCAGAAAAUCCUGGUACAACUCGAGCUACUAUUGAUAUUUCAAACUCAUCAGCAGCUGUUUCAAAGUCAGUUAAGCCACUUGCGACAUACACAGAUGUUACUCCAGUUCUAGAGUUACCUAGGGAGUAUAAAGUUCCAGCUAUUUCAGCAACAAUAACACCCGAUGAAAGUUUAUCAGCUUACUGCCUUGACAAAGAAAAGCCAUGGCUUCAGCAUUCAAGUCUUUAUUCAAGCGAAGAAAUUCUACAAGAAAGCAAUCUAAUAUCGUGGGGCGCGUACCACUCAUCUGAUGAAGAUCUACAACCCCGUCCAUCGGCUAUCUCAGCAUUGCUUCCCCUUCUUCCAAAUGAGGCAAAGUCUGUAGCGAUGAUUAAACACUCCAUGAACGUUGUGAAACAGUCAAUAAACCACCUGAAUCCUGGACAAAUUCCAGUUAUAGCAUUUGACCAGCCCCUUUUUGCCUUAGCAAAAGAAAUACAAUGGCACUAUCCGGAAACGCAUGGUGAGAAUAACUUUGUCAUCAUGUUCGGGGGUUUGCACAUAGAACAAGCAUUUCUAAAAGUGUUGGGUGAUUGGCUUGAUGGAAGUGGUUGGACCGCUGCACUAGCAGAAGGGAAUGUGGCAAAGGCMGRCACAGCUGAGUCAUUUCUAAAGGCCAGCAAUAUAGUACGAACUCGACGAGCCCACCAGGUGACAGCCAGCUGCCUAUUCAGCUUGCUCCAGAAGGCCCACGUGAAGUAUAAAGAAUGUUUAAACGACCAAGAGCGUCCACUUGAUUUUGACCAGUGGCGUAGACAGCAACAUCUAAAGGUACCACAGUUUCAGUACUGGAACACAGCCCUUGAUCUAGAGCUUCUCCUUUUAACUUUCGUCAAGUCAGUUCGACAAGCAGACUUUAAUCUUUAUGUCAGUGUGCUGUACCAGAUKKUACCAUGGUUUUUUGCAACCAACCAUCCUAAUUAUGCUCGCUGGCUUCCAGUCCAUCUCCGAGAUAUGUGUUCACUUCAGCAGACUGCUCCUGAUGUUGCAGCAGCUUUCCAGGAAGGACUCUUCACCGUAAAUAAAACACCUCGAAAGUUUUCUGCGAUCGCCAUAGAUCACGCACACGAGCAGAACAAUGCGAUUGUUAAGGGAGAUGGUGGAGCUGUUGGCCUGACAGAGRAUCCGGAUGCCCUACGCAGAUGGAUGCUCUCUGGCCCAGAAAUCGCAAGAAUGGUCAAUGAGUUCCAGAACGUCAUGACUACUCACUCAGCUAGCUCGACAAGUUCACUUCAUCACGAGGCAGAAAGAAGCUACCAGGUUGCAUUUUACAAAGACGUGAAAUCUCUUGAAGAGGCCAUUGAGGAAUUUGGCAAUCCAUUCUUAGAAGAAACACAAGAUCUUUUUGUACUUGACACCAAAGUUGUUGCAGACGAGUCCUCAGUUUCCAGGAUGCAAAACAUCGCGUCAACUGGRAAAGAACAGUGCAAACUAUUUAUCUCUGAACGUCUUGUUGAAAGAAAAGUWUCUCUGGAUGAACCAAUCUCGAGAAACAAGCUUGAUUUCUUUUCUACAGUUAAACAAAAGAAAAUGUCCAGAACAGAGAAGAAGUUGUCAUCCAUCAAGAAGGAUUGUUCGCUGUUUUCCAGGUUAUAUAUUGCUUGCCAAACAAGAGACGGUGAUUUAGAUGAGUUUUUUAAAUAUGAAAAUCAAGGCUAUCCACCAUCCUUAGCUGAUCAAGGCAAUCUACGUCUACCAAGCAAGAAAUCCGAGCUGACAGARUGUCUAGAAGUGUUAAUCGAACCAGUGACCAGCACAAUGACAGACAUAGAAGUUGCAAUCAUCGAUGGGGCUGCCAUUGUAAACAUGAUCAAGCCAACUCCAGCACAGCGCACUUUCAAGGAUUAUGCACUUGGAUCUUUCAUCCCGUACGUAGAAGCUCAACUUUCUCGAGUCAGUCGCAUAGAUUUUGUAUGGGACGAUUACAGAGAAACUAGUKUGAAAGCCACAACAAGAWGCAAGCGUGGUACUGGUGUACGACAACGUGUACAAGCGGAUAACAAGCUUCCAAAAAACUGGAAGGAGUUCCUUCGUGUUGAUGUAAAUAAGCAAGAACUGUUCAAAUUUCUCGCUGAAAGUUUAUCAUCGAUGGACACCCAGAGGCAGAUUAUUACCACGUUUKGUCAGCAGGUGAAGUGUACUCUCCCAUGUGACAAUCUUGAAAGCAUCSCUCCCUGUACGCACGAAGAAGCUGACACCAGAAUGUUGCUACAUGCUGCUCAUGCUGUGGACUGUGGGUACAAGAAGGUAAUGCUGCGUACGGUCGACACAGAUGUUGUUGUUCUUGCUGUAUUCACUGUAMAGAUGCUCAAAGAUCGUGAGUGUCAACCGUUUGAGCUCUGGGUUAGUUUUGGCACGGGAAGGAACCACAAGAAUAUACCAGCGCACAUAAUCACCAGCAGUCUUAGUCCUCAACGUGCUCGUUGUCUACCAGCCUUCCAUGCUUUUACAGGGUGCGAUACUGUUUCCAGUUUCCUUGGCAAAGGAAAGAAGACUGCGAUGGUAACUUGGAAUAACUUCCCUGAUGUCACUGACGCCCUUCUUGUCCUGACUAUUCAUCCAUCAGAUAUCAGUCCACAAAUUAUGGCCAUACUGCAACGGUUCGUCAUUCUUCUCUAUGACAGCACAAGCACAAAAAUCACCAUCAAUGAGGCACGGAAGCAGUUGUUUGUUCAGAAAGGCAGGCAAUUUGACAACAUUCCACCAACAGAAUCUGCUUUGAAAGAACAUAUCAAACGCACUGCCUACCAAGCAGGACAUAUUUGGGGCCAAACCUUAACUCCUAGCCCACAACUACCAAGCCCUCAAGACUGGGGAUGGAACUUUGACGAUGGGAUGUGGAAGCCAUUCUGGACAACUCAACCAGAGGUUUUGAAGUCAUGCCAGGAGCUUAUUAGCUGUGGAUGCCAAAAAGGAUGUAGGGGGCGCUGUUCCUGUACAAAAAAUGAUCUGCGUUGUACAGAAUUAUGCCGAUGCCCAGAAGAGUGCGACAGGAGAUGAGAUGUAUGCGACCGCCAAAUGAAACGAGCUCAAACGCAUAACAUGUAUGAAAUCAUUUUGGUCCUUGCAUUUGCACUUUACGUGAUACUAAAAUUGUCGAUUUUGAAAAUAUUGAUUGAAAUAUGUAGAUAUAAGCGCACAAUAGAAAAGAACAAUGAUACUUCCGGUUGCAGACACAUCUACUUCCGGUUUGAAAAGUA